Molecule: messenger RNA, 1090 nt
Organism: Paramecium pentaurelia
Lineage: Eukaryota; Ciliophora; Oligohymenophorea; Peniculida; Parameciidae
Source: the annotation of a GenBank genome assembly
AUGAUUCUUGAGUAUGAUUUAUUANAUAAGUCUAUAGGUUUAUGGGAUGUCAAAACUGGAUAAUAAAAAGCCAAAUUACAUGGUCAUAUUUAUAAUAUCUAAUCAGUCUGCUUUUCUCCUGAUGGUAAAUUAUUAGCAUCAGGCAGCCUAGAUGAGACCAUUUUAUGGGAUGUUGAGACAAGAUAAUAAAAAUAUUAAUUGAAAGUUCAUACCAAAUGGGUUUAAUCAGUUUGUUUUUCUCCUGAUGGUAAUUUAUUAGCAUCUUGUAGUGAUGAUAAGGCCAUACUUUUAUUUGAUGUUAAGACAGGAUAAUAAAAAGCAAAGUUAGAUGGUCAUACUUUUUAUGUUCAAACAAUAUACUUCUCUUAUGAUGGCACUUUAUUGGUAUCGGGAGGUGUAGAUCAGAACAUCAGAAUAUGGGAUGUUAAAACAGGUGAAUAAAAAGCCGUAUUGGAAGGUCAUGAUGGUUGUGUUAAUUCAGUAUGCUUCUCUCCUAAUGAUACUAUAUUAGCAUCCGGUAGUGCAGACAAAUCAAUUCUUUUAUGGGAUGUUAAGACAGGAUAAAAAAAAGCAAAGUUAGUUGGCCAUAUUCGUCAGGUAAGAUCAUUAUGCUUCUCUCCUGAUGCUACUAUAUUGGCCUCUGGUAGUUUAGAUCAAGAUAUCAAUAUAUGGGAUGUUAAGAGAUAAGAACUAAGGGCCUCAUUGAAAGGCCAUUAUAAUUGUAUCAAUUCAGUGUGCUUCUCUCCUAAUGGUGCUGUGUUAGCAUCUUGCAGUGAUGAUAUGUCUGUUCGUUUAUGGGAUGUGAAAGAUAUCAUUGAAAUUGAAGAGUCAGAUUAAAAUGGAUAGGAAGUAAAGGUAAAAUUGAAUUUGCUUGAAUUAUAAAAAAAAUUUCGAGGUAAUUCUUUUUUAAUAUUUUAUAGUAAAUAAUGUAACUAUUCUGCGCAUUUCUAAAAUACCAAUAUUUUAGGCUUGGGGUGCUUUAAUUUACAAAGGAGAAUUCUUUAAUUAUUAAGGACUAGAUUUAAGAUCAUAUUUAAAAUUUAAAGGUAGUCUUUUUUUGGAAAAUCAUUUGUAAGAGUUAUAAAAUUGA